AGGAUGCAGCUGUUAUUAUUCUUUUGUGAGAUACAGGGCUGAAGUCGGCUGCGGCAGCCGACUUCAGCCCCGAUCCUGAUAUGGGAGGAACCGGACAGAGGAUCGCGAUGGCGAUCCUCUCCGGCUCCUCCGGGGACAUUUGGGGCAAGGCACCGCGGGCAUCGCGCGGCAUCCCCCCUCCGGUCACACCGCGGCCAAUCGCGGCCGCGGAUCGCGCUUGACCGCCGCGAUUUUUUGCGGCGAAGAGCCGUCACGAGGGGGUUGAUAAAAACCCCCAUUUUCUCCUCAAUCGGUCACCUCCGAGCCCCCUCUUCUUCCUCUCCUCCCUCUCCUCUUCCGAAUCAAAUACCAUCUCCUUCUCCCUCUCUCCCCUCCCGUACUCUCUCUCCCAAUCCAAAUCCGAGCCAACCUCGCUUUUCCUGCAACGAGACGACGACUCCUGCCAGAAAUCUCCAUCCAAAACCAAAUCUGUAAGAGAUUAUAUUUCUCGAAGAAGGGAGGAAGAGAGAGAGAGAGCAAUAAGAGAGAGCCGAGAGAGGGAGGUGGUGAUCGUAGAAAGCUUCUCCGUCCCCCGGGCGAUCAAACGUCGGGAGCCGUAAAUGUCUACAGGUUUGCUGGAGCCACGCGCUGCAACGUUGGCAUCUCCGAUCGUUCCACGACUGGCUCCCGCGGCGGCCUCCUCCUUCCUGACGUCUCUCUCCUUCCCCUCGCCGGAAUCCGACAGGCCACCAUAAACAGAAAGAGGGAGGAAACUUUACAAACCACUGGUUAUCAUAAGAGAGCGGAUAAUAGGAACAAGGAAGAGGACAAGAAGAAAAGCCAGUCUUGUUUUUGGACGAUGGCUUCUUCAGAGAUCAGGAGCAUUCCUUCAAAGGUGGAAGAAGCUGCCAACGACUCUAAAAACACUGAAGAUAAGGUGAUCUCUCCCAUAACUGAAGAUGGCUCUGUAGAUCGAAGUGGGAACCCUGCAGUGAAAGCAAGAACAGGAAGGUGGAAAUCAGCAGUUCUUUUGCUAGUGAACUACGGGCUUGCAACACUAGCAUUCUUUGGAGUUGGUGUGAAUCUGGUUCUGUUCUUAACGAGGGUACUGGAGCAAGAGAAUGCCGAUGCAGCAAAUAAUGUCAGCAAAUGGACAGGCACCGUUUAUAUAUUUUCACUCAUAGGGGCAUUCCUAAGCGAUUCUUAUUGGGGGCGGUACCUAACCUGUGCAAUAUUUCAGUUGAUCUACGUGGUGGGUUUAAUGCUUUUAUCAUCUGCAUCAUGGUUCUUGUUGGUGAAGCCAUCCGGAUGUGGAGAUGGAGAACUAGAAUGCAAUCCCCCAACAACGACGGGAACUGCCAUUUUUUACUUAUCGAUCUACUUGAUCGCCUUUGGAUAUGGUGGGUACCAACCCAGCAUCGCUACUUUUGGAUCAGACCAAUUUGAUGUAAUGGAUCCUUAUGAAAGGAACUCCAAAAUAGCUUUCUUUAGCUACUUUUAUCUGGCUCUCAAUGUUGGCUCUCUCUUCUCCAACACUGUCUUGGUGUACUAUGAGGAUUUGGGUAAGUGGGCGAUCGGGUUCUGGACUUCAUCUGGUUCAGCUGUGCUAGCCCUUUUGCUCUUCCUGCUAGGUACUCCAAGUUACAGGCACUUCAAGCCAUCUGGCAAUCCAUUGACACGGAUAGCUCAGGUCAUUUUUGCUGCUUUUAGCAAAUGGGAGGUUGAGGUCCCUAGCAAUGAAAUAAUGCUCUAUGAAGUGGAGGGAAAGGAGUCUGCCGUUGCUGGGAGUAGGAAGAUCCUCCAUAGCAAUGAGUUUAGGUUUUUGGACAAGGCUGCAACCCUCACGGCUGACGACUAUUGUAUGCGAGCAAAGAUGAAUAAUCCAUGGAAGCUGUGCACAGUGACUCAGGUGGAAGAGGUGAAGUGUGUGCUAAAAGUGCUCCCCAUAUGGCUUUGCACCAUCAUUUACUCUGUGGUCUUCACCCAAAUGGCCUCUCUAUUUGUUGAGCAAGGAGCUUCCAUGAACACCAAAAUUGGAACCUUCCACAUCCCACCUGCAAGCAUGUCUGUGUUUGAUAUCCUGAGUGUUCUUGUCUUCAUUGUUAUAUAUCGCCGGGUCCUUACACCAGUUCUGUCCAGACUCUCCAACAACCCCAAGGGGCUUACCGAGCUCCAACGUAUGGGGUUGGGCCUGGUGAUUGGGAUGCUGGCCAUGGUUGCUGCAGGAUUAGUGGAAGUCGAGAGGCUUAAAGGAGUCAGUGUGCCCGACGAGCCAAGCUCGCUCAGCAUCUUCUGCCAAAUCCCUCAGUAUGCAUUAAUUGGAGCAUCGGAGGUCUUCAUGUAUGUUGGGCAGCUGGAAUUUUUCAAUGGGCAGGCCCCGGAUGGCAUCAAGAGUUUUGGGAGCUCCCUCAGCAUGGCUUCCAUUUCGCUUGGAAAUUAUGUCAGCAUCAUGAUCGUUAACUUGGUUACAACUGUGACUUCUGGGGACAAGAAUCCUGGUUGGAUCCCAGGAAACCUCAAUCACGGGCAUCUUGACAGGUUCUACUUCCUGCUUGUCAUUCUGACGGCGGUAGAUUUCAUUUUGUACGUGGUGUGCGCUAAGUGGUACAAGUGCAUCAAGCUGGAGAGCAAUGACGAUGGAGAGGAGAUGAUUGCGAAGGUCUAGAGAAAACUUGAAUAAGGAUCCCUUUUAAGCACCAGAAAGCUUAGAAGGAUCCCUUUUAAGCCUAUUUGGAUAUUGGGCUGUUUCUUUUAAUCAAUGCUUAGUUCAGUUGGUGGCUUUAGGUGUUUUGAGUUUCUUUCAGAACAAUUAAGAGCAAUAAGCUCAUUGAUGCUCUUUCAGUCUACUUUUUAUGCUUGCUGUUACAUGAGAAACUUUCAAGUAGCUUGAAUAAAUUGGACGAUCUUCUUGCA
Molecule: messenger RNA, 2892 nt
Organism: Phoenix dactylifera (date palm)
Lineage: Eukaryota; Viridiplantae; Streptophyta; Magnoliopsida; Arecales; Arecaceae
Product: protein NRT1/ PTR FAMILY 7.2
Biological process (GO): transmembrane transport
Cellular component (GO): membrane
Molecular function (GO): transmembrane transporter activity
Source: RefSeq, a predicted model, not a curated record